Messenger RNA from Symbiodinium pilosum, 408 nucleotides. NCBI's taxonomy places the organism in Eukaryota, Dinophyceae, Suessiales, Symbiodiniaceae. The record is from the annotation of a GenBank genome assembly.
AUGUCGUGGCAGCACAAUCGCAUACGCUUUCAUCGGCAGACCUCGGUCCUCGCCUGUGAGGAUGCCGUUGCCAAGGAUGGCAAGUUACGCUCAGACCUUCGCCCUUACCAGAGCCUGUGGGCAGCGCUAGGGACGUCAAAGGGCACAUCCAAAGUGCAAGAGAUGCUAGAGGUUGUGGAUGCUGCUGUACAACACGAGGCCGCCCUAGCUCAUCGCUUCCCGGUGCAAAGAGGGGAAGCCUUGCUACUCGAUAACUAUCGCAUGCUGCAUGGCCGGGAGGGCUACGCUGGCGAGACGGAGCGGAAGCUGUGGCGAGUCUGGUUUUGGACCAAUGAGAGCAGCGGUAUCCCAGAAGGCAUGCCUGAGCUUGGGUCUGUGCUGGAUGCGGAAGAGCUUGCUGCGCAAUAA